Messenger RNA from Colletes gigas, 405 nucleotides. Its product is annotated as proline-rich nuclear receptor coactivator 2-like. NCBI's taxonomy places the organism in Eukaryota, Metazoa, Arthropoda, Insecta, Hymenoptera, Colletidae. The transcript has a single exon. Gene Ontology annotation, cellular component: nucleus. Bases 1 to 405 code for a protein of 134 amino acids. The record is from RefSeq and is a predicted model, not a curated record.
AUGACGAAUUCGGCACCAAAAUUGAACAACAAGGUAGAACGGCAUGGUUCGCCAAAUGUCGGCGUAGACCGGCACCAUCACCGUACAGGUGCAAUGAAAUCGUCGACGUUCUUCCACAAUAGCGGAAGAUCUUUUGGCAGAAAUUCAACCGGUAGAUUGAGCUGCAGUCCUCAUUGUUCGUCCAAAAGUACAAGAAAUUCUCUGAUACGGUACGACUACAGUCCCCGCGGAAGUCCAACAAACAGCUUUUAUGCUGGUGCAAAGUUUUCCGAACCGCCGUCUCCUGCGAGCCUUCCCAGACCACCGAGCCAUUGGACUAUGAGACUGAUGGGCAGCUGUCAGCAAGCUGACAGGAGUUGCGAUAUUUCAAAUCAUCUUAAGAUGAUAUUAAACGUCCAAGCCUGA